Molecule: messenger RNA, 1541 nt
Organism: Habropoda laboriosa
Lineage: Eukaryota; Metazoa; Arthropoda; Insecta; Hymenoptera; Apidae
Product: G-protein coupled receptor Mth2-like
Exons: 6
Coding region: 9-1541 (510 amino acids)
Biological process (GO): cell surface receptor signaling pathway; G protein-coupled receptor signaling pathway
Cellular component (GO): membrane
Molecular function (GO): G protein-coupled receptor activity
Source: RefSeq, a predicted model, not a curated record
UUUUGCGAAUGCUACAAAACAGAUUUCGAAAAGAGAAAAUGUCUGGAAGUUCUAAAAAUCUUUUAGUGCUACUAUAUAUUCUUUUUUAUGACCUGCGGAUUUGUAUUGCUAGCAUAAAAGAUGAAACACCGAUCAUAUACACGAUCCCUUUGCAAAACAACACGAUAGAAGCAGAGAAGUAUGAAAAUUUACCUGUGGUAGGGAAAUGCUGCGCGCUGAAUGAGGUUUUUGUGAAAAAUGGAACUCCCGCCGUUUGCUCAACUUCCAAUUCCUCAAUUGCAGGAACAUUCCUUCCUCUUUUCCAUGGCUUUAAUUCAAGCGGGUACGAGGUCCCUGGGGACAAAGAGAGUGUAUUUGUUGCGAUUACAGGGAAUCCUUGUGAGUACAAAUAUAAAUUAGAUCCAGACGAAAACAGCGAGGAUGAUAAUUAUUUAUUAUUAAACGGAUCUGUAUACGUACCUCAUCAUAAUCCAGUAAUGUUGCAACCUGGAGUCGAUUAUUGCAUGGAAUUUACCGAAGGAUUAGGACUUGAAACCUUCGUAUGUUUUCCUAAAGGUUUCAAAAUGAUGGUUGCGGACUCUCGAAUCACCAUCUUUACUUCCGGUCUUUUAAUAUCCGUGCCAUUUUUCAUUCUUACCAUCGUGACGUACUCCAUCACGCCGAAGUUGCGGGACGUUUUUGGAAAAGCACUGUGCCGUUACUGUGGAUGUUUAGCGCUUGCCUUUACCAUGUUAGCAACCACACAAUUAUGGAGUGUACACCUGUCGGAUCAAGCUUGUACUAGUAUAGCGUUCGUCAUCCAGUUCUCCUUCGUCGCAUGCUUCUUUUGGCUAAAUGUGAUGUGCAUCGAAAUGUGGUUGUUGGUGCGUAGCCACGUGGAUCGGGAUACGUAUACAAGGAUGAAGCCAAAGACGUUAUUCUUUUGGUACUCGUUAUGGUGUUGGGGUCCCUCGGUGAUAUUUAUCCUCGUCUCGAUGAUCAUGGAUCUCAGCCCAGCGAUACCCGCGACUUACGUCAAGCAGAACUUCGGGAAGGAAAGCUGUUGGUUCAGAUCGGUCAACGAAUCAAUGCCGUACUUCUACGUGCCAGUUGGAUUGCUCCUUGUCGGAAACGUAAUUCUCUUCACUUUAACAUUCUGUAAGUUAACUAAAUAUCAAAAGGAUCUCGACCUGAGGCGCCUCGCGAGGAAUGAGGAAUCAGAUCAACAAGAUCGAAAAUUUCUUCGACGACUAAUGAGAAGCACGAUCGUCUGUCUCAUCAUUUUCUUCUUGAUGGCUCUCAAUUGGACGAUGGAACUAAUAUCCUGGUUCAUGAACCGCGACAUUGUCGACUGGCCCUCCUUCGACUUUAUAAACGUUCUUCAGGGCGUGAUUGUUUUUGGUUUGUUUGUUCUGCAAAAACCACCGAGGGACUAUGUAUGGCACAGGAUACAACAAAUUCGCGGUAUCAAUGUGCCGGAACCUGAAGUUGGGAGCAUGGAACUCUAUCUGCUUCCAAUGAUGAAUGGAAACUCUACACCUAGACAAACGAUCAUUCCGUAA